Messenger RNA from Panthera uncia (snow leopard), 4842 nucleotides. RefSeq lists its product as uncharacterized. The record is from RefSeq and is a predicted model, not a curated record. Lineage: Eukaryota; Metazoa; Chordata; Mammalia; Carnivora; Felidae. The coding region runs from base 1 to 768 and encodes 255 amino acids. The transcript has 3 exons.
AUGGAGCUUUUUAGUUCCAUACGAGGUGUUAGUAGCCGGGAGCCGGCGUUUUUAAAUGGCUACCCGUGGGUUGCGGGGAGUCAGUUGCCAGUGUCCGGCGAGGAUGCACUUCUGAAGUCUGACCACCCCCACCCCGACGCGGAUGCACUUCUGAAGUCUGACCACCCCCACCCCGACGCGGGGGGCCUUCCAGCAAGAUGGGUGGUUCGGCUGGCGCGGUCGCGCCGGGGGCCGGCUCUCGAGUGUGAGCCCCCUGCGCUGCGGUGUGGCCACGCGCAGUACUGGGCUCUGGACGGCAGGCGGCGCCGGGAGCGAGCCAGCGGGCCUCGACAAUCUGCAGGAGCCCGGGAAGCAGACUUGAUUGGUGCCAAGGCGGGAGCGGCAGCGCGAAGAAAUGGGCGUCGCACACCGGAAGGGGUCGGAGAGCAGGCUUGGCUGCUUCUCGGAGGGGGAGCCUCGGCUAGCAGCCCCGCGCCUCCGCCACGCACCCAGAAGGUCGCCGCCUGCCUUUGGGAUUCCUGCUCCCUCACCCCCACCCCAGAGAAUCCAGAGACAACCCUGUGGGGUUUUCCGAUCGUGGGGUGUAUGUUUGCAGGGACGGAGGGAGGGAGGUUCUCCUCCCCAGGGAGUGGUUCGGAUCCGGAGAGACUUAGAGGACUUUGGUCCCACCUGGGAGAGGGCACUACUUGCGGGUGUCCUAUCUGCGAUGUCUUCCUUGCUCCUUUCCUUGUUCGCUCGCUGUGUGACCUUGGAGAAAAAGUCCAGUAACCUCUCUGUGCCUUAAUUUCUUUAACGGUAAAAUGUGAGAAAUGAUAGUCCCUACUUGUUAGGAUUGUUAUGAAAAAUAAAGAAGUUAUAUAUGUGUGUGUCAACAGCUUAGGGCAAGCUCUGGGGAGUGUUACAUUCUCUACAGGCAGUAGCUUUUAAUUGUUAAACCACAGCUUAUGUAUUAAUUUACGUUUCCUCUUUUGAGGGAAUUUUGUGGUUAGGAACCUUCCUCUUUGCGUCUUUCAUUUGGCCUUGCCUUCUCCGACCAAUCGGUGGCUCUCAUGAUUUUCUAAGUAAUUUCAAACAUUGACAAAAACUAGUUCAUCCCAAGGGGAUUCUCCCAUAUUAAGGCCCGUGUGGGAGCAAGAUGCCAGUCAAUAGACUGUUACUGUGUCCCUCCUGUGUGUCAGCCUCUUUUCCCUGUUCUACCCACUGCUUGUGCUAAGUGGAUCCAAGAUCUCCCUACCUUGUGAGCAAAGUUACCUGUAUUGCAGAGACCUCCCCCUCUUCACUCUGAGUUUCCUGAGGCCAGAGACCACGUCUUUAUCCCCAGGGCCUGGCACAAUUUAGCCAUGCAGUAAACGUUUGUUGAGUUCACGUGUCUAUCCACAGAAGACUGGCUGAAUAAACCACGAUAUAUCUACAGAAUGCAGUUCUGUGAAGCUUUACAAAAGAAUGAAGACCAUCUCUGUGGAAGGCCACCAGACUCCAGGAUACAUUAAGUGAAAAAAGCAAGACUGGGACCCUGUAUACGCUGCCUUCCUUCGAAGAAAGAUGUGUGCUUUGCUUACAUUUUAAAGAAGAAGCAAUGGAAGUAUAAAUCACAAACUAAUAAAAAUGGUUGCAUAUAAGAAGAACAGGAUGUAAGAGAUGGAAAUAAGGGCUAGACUUAUUUUCAUAUAUUGUGUUUUAUAGUUUGACUUUGGAAUCAUGUAAAUGGUUUACAUGCUACAUUUUUAAAAGAAAAUAGCAAAGCAUUUUGCAAAAGGACAAAAAAAGCCAUUAAUCAAAGUAUAUCAGGAGUUACUGACAUAACUGCAUGGAAAAAUAAGAAACUGACUUUAAAACUCAUUAUUUUGACUACAUAAUCUUAGUGUGACACAUCUUAAGGAUAAAAAAAAUGGCCAAGAAAUCAAGCUGCAUUUAAUAACACUAUUUGUUAGUAAUAAUACUAGUCUUGUUAUUUAUAUGCUAUUGCGUGUAUUUGUAUUAUAUAUAUGUAUAAAUAAAAUAGUAAAUAAUUGAAUUGAUAUUGUUGGAAAUCAAGCUCUUCAGUGAGAGAUGAAAAGAUACAGGUAUCAAAAUCAAUGAUGUCAGGGAUAAGUUGUAGAAUGGAAAAUUUAAAUUGGCAAUGGUAGUAUGAAUUCAUGAUUAAAUUUUCUCUUUCUACAAAAUGCAUGUAUGCAGGCUGUGUCCACUGAGAAGGCCAAGAAGCAAUGGCAAUCUCUUGGCUAUGAGCAGCCCUAGUGUCCAAAUGGGUCAUCUAAAUGCCAUUGCCCACUGAAGAGGAACAGAGACCCCUUUCGGAAAUGACUGAUUUCAGGACCAGGGCAGGGAUUGUGUAAGAUGAGCCUGUGACAUUUUGUUAGGCCAGAAAGCAAGGUAGCUAUCAAAUACUACUGAGGUUUUGUCAAAAGAACCCAAGAGCAAAUAGAAAGGGGCACCCUUUGGCUAAAGAUGGAAUAGUUUGGGCUCAAGAAAGAAUAAUGACUGAUUUGAUCUUAACAUAUCUAUAGAAAUCCAUGAAUAUGUAGUAAUAUUUUUUUAAAUCCCUCAUUGCUCAGCCUUGUAUCACCUAAGGAACUAACUCUUUAUUUGGAAAACUGGUAAAUAAGAGGAAAAAAUCAAGUCUCUAUUCUGCUGUUAUUUCAGGGUACCCAAAUAGUUUGAAAAGAUAAUAAAUGCAACAGAAAGGUUAGAAUUAGAGAUUCACUCUUCACAACUACUAAUGAAGCACGGGGACAAGGCAACAAUGGCUUAACAGCAUGGCUAUUCAAAGUAUGAGGUGGGGGCCGCCUGGCUGGCUCUGUGGGUGUCACAUGUGGCUCCUGAUCUCAGGGUUGUGAGUUCGAGCCCCAUGCUGGGCAUGGAGAUUACUUACAAAGAAAAAAUUUAAAAAGUAUGAGGUGGAAUGUAAGUGGGAGACAAAAUGGCUGGAUGGAGCUAAAAAACCUGAACCCACUGAUUUAUCUUAACAGCAUCACGAAGAGUGAGACACACAGAUACCAUGUGCAAUAGGAAGUACACAGCAUCUAUGAAACACUCUUGCACAAAAAUUGAAACUUCAUCUAAUCAAACUCCUAAAUCUAACUACCAGAUAAAUAGCAAGAAAUAUGGCAGACAAACAGACGAAAAGAGACUACGAUGGUAUCAUCAGCCAAACAAGGAUAUGGGAAGUUCCACAACUUAAAGAAGUCUCUUCAAGAAAUAACUCACAUGGAAGAAAUGGGGUGGAGGGAGAACUGAUAGAAAUUAAGAGCUUUUAAAGACAUCUCAACCAACUGCAGUGUCAGAUCCUGUUUUCUAUAAAUUGGGAAAAUACCUAAAAUUAUAAAACCUUACCCUAAAAAUUACAAUCCUACCAAGCUUCCAGUGAGCCAAAAGACAGCCUUCAUUUUUGAAUAUGAAAUAUUAUAUAUAACAUGAAAUGUAUAUAAUAUGAAAUAUAUAAUAUGAACUUUUUUAAAAUGCAACAUACAAACUUUAACAAAAAUAACAGGCAAAAUCAAACAGGCUCUUAUAUUAAGAGGAAAACUGACUAGAAGCAAUUUAUCUUGAAUACCUUACAGUAACCUACUUGCAGUUGCAUUUAACUGAGCUCUGUUGCUGUGAAGAAUACAGCUGAUGCACAGGUAUGGAAGAACGAUUUGCACAUUUUUCAAGUAUUCACUGAGUACAACCUUAUAUACACAUAUACAUUACAUUUGAAAAAGAUCUAAUCGACGAUCCCCAGAUAUACUUCAUUUUGGUUGCUCUUUUGGAAGACGUCGUCUAAAGAGAAGAAUAUUUGAUUCCGGCUCAUGGAUCAUGUAGUGGACCCAGCCUAGAGGCUGUUGGACACCAAGUCUCCUCUACUCCUCUUUAGAAAUCAGAUGAAAUGUUAUAUACAAUAUAAAGUAGUGUUUUUUUCUACCAUGAAGUGUUGAUGGUAGUCCUACAAUCUUUGUCAUCAAGAAAUCAUAAUAAUUAACCAAGAAUGAAAAUGAUCCAAGCAGUAGUCAUAACAGGAUCGUUUAUUUCAUGAGGAGCCCACCUAACCUGAAAAGAAUAAAGGACAUAAUGAAUGUUUAACCUGGAUUUAAGGGUAUUGAGUAAGGAAGUGGGCAGUCAGAAAAAAGGCUUCCCCAGGAAGAACCUAACAAAGAAUUUUCUUGUUGGAGUCAAAAACAGUAUGUUUAAAAUUUUUUAACAUUUAUUUGUAUUUGAGAGAGAGUGAGAACAGGGGAGGGGGAGAGGCAGGGGGCGGACAGAGGAUGGGACCAUUCGUGUCAGGAAUGAUCCCAUCCUCAGGAGAAGCAGAUUAAGGCCAGGCCAAGGUUGCCAUACCAUAUUAUUCUGAGCUGCUUGCAAUAACCUGGCGUUAUUGCAACUAGUUUGUGAAACUAACUAACGGAUCCCAGAAUCUACAGUUUAAGAAAGUGCCAGGUAAAGGGGCACCUGGGUGGCUCAGUCAAUUAAGCGUCCGACUUAGGCUCAGGUCAUGAUCUGAUGGUUUGUGGGUUUGAGCCCCACAUCAGGCUCUGUGCUGACUGCUCAGAGCCUGGAGCCUGCUUGAGUUUCUUUGUCUCCCUCCCUCUCUGCCCUUCCCCCACUCAUUCAUUCUCUCUCUCUCUCUCUCUCUCUCUCUCUCUCAAAAAUAAAUAAACAUUAAAAUUUUUUUUAAAAAGUGCCAAGUAAAAAUGAAGGCUGUCUUUUGGCUCACUGGAAGCUUGGUAGGAUUAUAAUUUUUAGGGUAAUGUUUUAUACUUGUAGAUGAUUUAAAUGUCAGUCUUAUAAAUUGCUUUCUUUUGAUUCUAUUUGUAAGUAUGCUUUUGUUUUAAUGUUUUUGUUAUUGUUAACAAACCCAUUUGAAUA